This is a messenger RNA of Drosophila ananassae, 6831 nucleotides long. It is a transcript of the gene enc, whose product is annotated as protein encore. The record is from RefSeq and is a predicted model, not a curated record. The transcript has 13 exons. NCBI's taxonomy places the organism in Eukaryota, Metazoa, Arthropoda, Insecta, Diptera, Drosophilidae. Bases 766 to 6627 code for a protein of 1953 amino acids. Gene Ontology annotation, molecular function: nucleic acid binding.
AAAAUUUUAAAAAUAGUGGAAUUUUAAAUCUCAUAGUGCUGCCAAUCAUAAUAAAGUUAUCGGAGGGCCCGAUAUGCGCGAAUCGGGAAAAACCUAGAGAUGAUAUGUCAAUCGAUGUUGCUAUCGAUAGAAUACCAGAAUGACACCGCUAAAGCGAAGUCACAAACCAAGAAACACAAUUGAAUAAAAUAAGAACAUACAAAAUUAAACACUCGCAUCUAGUUUGUAAUGCUAAAUUCUAAAUAACAAAGUCCUAAAUUUUCAAAAUAAAAUCGUAAAAAAUACCAUAACUCACAAAACAACUAUAUAUCGAUAUUAAAGAAAAGUACCCAUCACGAAAUAAAUCUAUCAUUUUUGGAACUAUCGAUACAUUGAUAUUUUGAUUAUCAACAACCCUAUUUUUAUAUUUAUUUGUGGAGCCAUAAGUUUUCUAUGAUAUAUAUAUAUAGCAAGUGAAAAGCAGCGCCAGCUGCUGCCACAAAGCCCCAAACAAACAACCGCAACUGCAGUGCCGCCCCCCAACAGCCGCGACUCGCGCUCCGCUGUCCCGGAAAGCGGAAAAACGCACAGCGAAAAACACAGGCGAAAAAAAAUAAAGAAGAAAAAGAACAAAAAAAAAAAAAGGGAGCCGAUCAAUCAACACAGAAGUUAGCGAACGAAACAAAAACAACACCAAAAACGGUCCCAACUGCAGCAACAACAACAACAACCGCACUCGCCAUGGCCAGCAGAACUGAGAAUUUACACUUGACAUAAACUGUGAUUAUGAGUUCCACAAAAUCUCAAGUAGCCCUAGCUACGAAUAUUCCAACCAAUUUAUCCUCUGCCGCCUCUGCCUCAACUGCUGCCGCUGCGGCCGCCGUUGUUGUUGCCGCCGUUGCCUCCAACACUAACACCACAUCAGGAUCAGGAUCAGGAUCAGGAUCAGGAUCACCUCCACCACCACCACCACCAACAGCAGCAGCAGCAACGUCCUCCUCCUCUGUGGCAGGCAACAACUCCAGUGAAGAGUGCCAGACGGUGGCCGGCGGAUCAGCCAACUUGGGACGUCAGAAUAGUUUUGGCAACAGACGAGGCAACAUGAAGGGCAAACAUCUCACACGCAGCCAUGCCAUGCGUGAGUCCACAUCGCCGCCUCGCACGCCAACACCGCGAGGUGCCGGCGAGCAGCAACUAGACUCCCAUGAGCACAACAACAACAAUGCCAUAACCAAUAACAACAACAACAACAACAGCAACAAUAAUAAUAAUAAUAACAAUAACAAUGGUAAUAGCAACAACAGCAAAGCACAAUCAACUGGAAGGGGCAACUCGCCAUUGAUGGAAGCACCUGCCGUGAUUGUCACUAGUCAGCAACAACAACAACAACAGCAACAACAACAAAUGCAACAAACUCCUCAGAAGCCGCCACAAAAUGUUCCACUCAGCAAUGAGGCGGAAUUUCCAAAAUUAUCGCCACCCAAGAAGUCCGGCGGGCAACAUAAUCGCACCAACAGCAAUGGCAGUGGCAUGGAGUACAAUAACAACAGCAAUGCCAACAAGAAGUUUGUGGUUGACCUGAAGUCCAAUGGCCUGGACAACAACACCAAGCAUCACAACAACAACAACAACAGCGGCGGUGGCAACAACAACUCUUCCACGGGCGUGAUAUACAACUCCGGAAUGAAUUAUAAAGCCGCCGAUCGGCAUGAGAGGCACGAUCGCCACGAGAUGUCCAGCCAGAAUAGCAAUCUGAGCAACAACCAUGAUGAUGAGCCGUAUCACUACGAGCCACAAAGGGCCGGGGGAGGGGGAGGCGGUGGUGGUGGUGGCAAGAAACAUCGCACCAACACCAAUUCGAAGGGCAACAAGCCGCGCUUGAAGAACAUCGGUGGCAGCUCCUCCGGCAGCAUCGAUGGUGGUGGCAACAACAAUGGAGGUGGUGGUGGUGGUGGCAACAACAACAUGUCGUCCAACAAUGCCAACUCGAAUAACUCGAGCAACAACACCUCGGGCUUCAUAUCGAGGGUCUUUCAUCAAUCAGAGAACUCGAGCGAACAGUACACGGACUACGGUGGCACCGAUCUCCUAAUGUUCUUCCGCGAUACCCUCAACAAGAAUCCCAAGGAUCGCAAUAUUCUGCUGAAGAUCGAGAAGGAUUUAAUGGAGUUUGUUCAGGAGAAUAGCCGGGGCUGUGAGUAUCGUUUUCCUCCAGCUUCCUCGUACAACCGCAUGCUGAUCCAUCGCACCGCCGCCUUUUUCGGCAUGGAGCACAAUGUGGACACUGAGACGCAGCAGUGUGUGAUUGUGGCCGUCACCAAGGGCACACGCAUCCCAGAGAUCCGCUUCCAGUCGCUGGUUCGCGACGAUGCUCGAAAGUCAAUUCUUAAGAGAGACACUCACAGCUUUGAUGAAGUGCGUCCGUUGGCAUACUUGUGCCCCCUAUCCCUCGAUCGCAAGGCCAAGAGCUUCGAGGAGCGGGAGGAGGACUAUGAUCGAGCGCGUAGCCGCAUCUUCAGUCGCACUGGCACUCAGGACGGCUACUCCGGCGGCGGUGGUGGCGACGAGGACUGCUAUGGCGGCUGGGAUCAGCAGCAGCAGCAACAACAGAAGCAAUCCCAGCCCCCGAGGCCCAAACGACCCAAUGGCAAGAUGCUACAAAUGCAGAAUUCCACGGAAUCCCGGGAUGGUAUGCGAUCUGGGGGAGCUGUGCCCAAGUCCCAUAACUUUGGCAACUAUGGUGGACCGCCUGGCUCUGGCAAUAAUUCCCUGCCCCGCGGCGACUCCACCAACUCAAAUAAGAGUGGACGCGGUGGCUUCACCAAGCAGGACUCCACUGGCAGUACCAAUACUCCAUGGCGUCUCUCUCCUUCCAGCAGUGGCUACAAGACACGGACACAGUCCGUGCGCUCCGAUUCCGUGACUCCCUCACCCACCGGCUACGGCAGCGACAGGCAGACGCCGGAGCUGAAUCAUCCGAAUUCGAGUCGGCUGGGUGGUCCCGGUCCAGGUGCAGGAUCAUCCUGUACAGCAGCAACAUCACCAAUGGGUGGCAGUGGCGGUGGAGCAGCUAGUGGUUCCGGGCAGCCGGCUGCUGGAUCGCCAUCGGGAACAUCGGGACUCGUCUGGGCCGUCACCGACAUUUCGAAUGUGCCAAUUGGCAGCCUCCUCAUUGAUCCGCAAACCCUCCAACCAAUUGUCAAUGCAGACGGUUCUAUUUAUCACUACGACCCGUCCAACCUGCCGCCCAAUCAGGCGCUCCAGCAUACGGGCAAUCAAUACCAGUCCCAGAACCAGGGCAACUCAUCCGGUGGCUAUAGCAACUAUCGCAAGUCCUCGCCCCAUCAGCAGCAGCAACACCAGCAGCACUUGCAGCAGCCACCACAGCAGCAGCAACAGCAGCAGCCACAUCACCAACAGCAGCAACAACAGCUGCCCCAGCAGCAAUAUGCCAGCACUGAAAUGUCCUGCAGCUCCACGGAGAGCUAUGCCGAGGAGACCCAAUCACCCGGCAUGGAGUGCUCCGAGGGUUAUGAGAGCUAUGAGCCGCAAUCGAUGCCGCAGCAGCAACAGCAGCAGCAGGAGGAUCCGGGGAUGAAGGGUGACGAUUGUGAUAGCCUGGCCAGUGCCACAGCCUGCCUGAGCAUUACCACCGCCACGUCCACGAAGAACUACGAUCGCAUCGAGGUGCAAAAGUACAAGAAUCAGGCCACCAGUCCCAACAUACCCGCCUGUUGUGCGACGACGGGCGAGAAGCUGGAGGCGGAGUCGCCCAUUGGUGUUCAGGAGCAGGAACAGGAGCCGAUUGCCGGACCUUCGUCCUCGAUUUCGGCGGCAUCCUCAACCGGAAGUGCCGAACUGCCAACCAGUCAGACCCCACUGACCCCAGUGGCCACGCAGGUGAACUGUGACCUCCAGUCCGUAUCGCCGAGCUCCACGCCGUACAGCCAGUGCGAGGCGAAGACCCCCAACCAGAGUCAUGGCCCCAGUGCGGUCGUCGAGGAGCCGAAGACCACCACCUGGACGUACACCCAGAGCUACCAGGCGCCGGAUGGCUCCACGGUCUUUCACACCACCACGGCGCCCAACGGGGCAGCGCCCUACUGCGCCACAACAUAUCAGCAAGGGCCCGAUGGCAGCAUCUAUGCGGUGCCCCAGGGCAUGGUCUAUGCCGCCUAUCCCCAACCUGGCGUUGGUGGGGCCGGGGCCGCCUCGCAGCCGCUCUUCCAGCUGACAGCAAGCAGUCAUCCGCCCGCCCAGACACUGUUCGCCUCGCCCGAAGCGGGUGGUGAACUGCCCGGCGGCACCUACAUGAUACCUGUCUUCGAUCCGGCCCAGCAGCCGCGUGAGGGCUUGAUCCAAGCGCAAGCCAUUUACCAAGCCGGACCGGGUGGACCGGCGGCCACCACGGUGAUGCCAAUGGCGGCCACAGCCGCCUAUCCGACAGCCCAGUUCGCCACGGCAACAGCCCCGAAUGGAGCGCCCAUUUACCAGGCGCCGCUCAUCUACUCCAGUGAGCCGAACGGCGGGGCACAGCUGCAACAGCUGCCCAUGGCCACUUACCCGAUUCAAUACUCCUAUCCGUACUACCCCAUCCCGUACUAUGUGCCCCAGCAGGCUGUGGCCACGGCGCCCAUGGUGGCAGCCUCUCAGCCGCCCGUGGGACAGGCGCCACUGCCCCCACAAGCUCAGCCCACACAGCCGGGAGGCGGAGCAACCGCAGGACCACCCACAGUGGUAUCCGUUUCCGGUCCACCGCAUCACCAGCCGCAUCAGCCACACCACCAACCCCCACAGCAGUCCUCAAGCAACGGGGGAUCGGUGGUGGCCUCCAGCAGCUAUGGCGGGCGAGUAAAGCGUACGCCGGGCGGUGGUUCCAUCCACUAUAAUGCCAGCUAUCCGCCAAGCUCGGUGGCUCAUGCCAGUGGUGGGCAUCAUCCGGCGGCGGGAUCCGCCCAGCUGAUCGCCGCCCCCGCUGCCAGCACAACCACAUAUCAUGCGCUGCCCACACUGACGCUCGCCCAUGGUGGUGCACCGGCUGGCUCGGAUCUUGGUGGUGCGGCAGCGGCGCAUGUGUAUGCACUGCCCGCUCAGCAUGCCACUGCGUUGAUCCCAACGAACAUCUUCCCUUAUGCGGCUGCAGCAGCGGCGGCAGCAGCAGGUCCAGCGGGUCCACAGCCAGCUCCCCAGGUGGUACAGCAGGCGCCACCACCACCGCCAGCGGCUCCACAUCAUCUGAUCACGGCGGCGCCGUUUUAUCCGGCCAGUGCUGGAGGCAUGGAAUCCCAGUCGGCACCCAGUACGCCAGCAGCUCCCGGCCGUCAGGCUCCAUUGUUCAGCACACCACCGGCUCCGAAUAACGGGAGCAGCGGCAGCAGCAGUGCCGGCGGAAACGGGAAUGGCGGUGGCUAUCACAGCAAUAGCUCCACUCCGCACUACUACCAGGGCCAGGGCAGCAACGAGGGCGGCUAUUCCACGCCCUACGAGAAGCGGAACAAUGGCGGUACGCAGUCCAUGGGUGUGCGGAAGCCCUACCACCCGGGCGGCUACAAUCCCAGGCACUCGGUGCCAAUGGGUGGCAUGCCUUCCGGUGCUAAGACACCGCUGCUGAACUCCAACAACGAGCCCACACCUCGUGCCUCGCCCAGUGGUGUCAGCAUGGGCGGAGGACCGCCUUCGUCCGGUGGCGGUGCUGCUGGAGGCAGCAACAGCUACCACCACCGGGGACCACCUCCACACGCGAUGGGCGGAGCCAAGCAGCGGGAGAACAAGCCGAACCAGCUGCCACUGAUCAGCGGACCACCGCCCAGCUAUGCGACUGGCAAUCCCGGUGCCGGGGGCGCUGUAAGCACCACUCCCAGCUACGAGGCCAAGCCACCAGUGCGCCUGAAUGCCGCAGCGGCCAGCUUCCGGAGUCAGAAGUCCAUGAACCAGGACUUCAGACGCAGCGUCUCCCAACGCAACUCGCCGAGUGCUAAUGGCGGCAAUGGAAAUGGCAGCCACGAGAGCAGCAACAACUCGCCCAACAGUAUUGCUGGCAGCAACAACAACAGCGCCGCCAACACUCCCAAUGCUGCACCGCCUCCGCCACCACCCGCCGCCACUCUGGUUAGCCAUCCCGGUGGCUAUGUGGUCCUUGAUCAGUCCAUGAAUGCCUCGCCGCCGUCAAUUUACCUGGGUAGCAGUGGUGGUCCUGGAGUGGCUGGUGUCCCUGGAGUGUCGGGUGGAGCAGGUGGCGCUGCGGGACAGGCUGCUGCUGGCUCGAAUGGAGGAGGCGGUGGCCAGCAUACAGGAGGCGCCCGCACGCACAUUCCCACAGCCCAGCUGCACCAUAGUGCUGCCUCUGCGGCGGCGGCAGCAGCAGCCGCUGGCAGCCAGCAGGCCACCACAGCGGCGGUUCUGAGCGGCGUGGCCGCAGCCGCCCUAGGUGGCUACAAUCCGAACGGCGCGUCCAGCGUGUACUUCAAGUAUGGCCAGACGUACUUUGCGCACCCCUCGGUGGCCUUGCCCAACAGUCGACGAUCGCCCUCAAAUGAUAUCCGGCCGCAAAUGGCGCAGGUGGCCGGCAUGUAUCCCACAAUGAUGAUACAAGCUCGUCAUCCCAGCCGCCAUCCGAACCCGAACUAUAAAGGUUCGCGUCCGCGGUAAAGCCAGCCGGAGUAUUCCGGAUAUAUAGAAACCAAGCAAACAAAAAAAAAAAAAAACUACAUACACAUAACGGCAUACCUAAGAUAAAUAUAAAUAGCAACCUAAUCUAGUGGACAUAAAGUAGUUGACAAAAACAAAAAUAUGAAUAAUAAACCAGAAAUAAUGAGUGGACGCAAUGGAGGAGAAGGAAGGAGGAGCAUAAGC